Molecule: messenger RNA, 2585 nt
Organism: Eurytemora carolleeae
Lineage: Eukaryota; Metazoa; Arthropoda; Copepoda; Calanoida; Temoridae
Gene: Kap3
Product: kinesin-associated protein 3
Exons: 20
Coding region: 81-2522 (813 amino acids)
Biological process (GO): microtubule-based movement; cilium organization
Cellular component (GO): ciliary transition zone; kinesin II complex; axoneme
Molecular function (GO): kinesin binding
Source: RefSeq, a predicted model, not a curated record
GAUAAAUUCCUCAAACCUUUCCUAGACAGUAGACACAGUGUACUCGGAGCUGAAUUUCUCUGCUAAUUUCUUGAACAGCCAUGAAUACGGAGGGAGAUGCUAAAUAUUUGAAGAGAAAAGUGAAAGCUGGAAGUAUAGAUGUCCACCCUACAGAGAAAGCUCUGGUGGUGAACUACGAGCUUGAGGCGACUAUCCUUGGGGAGCUGGGGGACGCUAUGCUCGGAGACAGAAAGGAGUGCCAGAAAAUUAUCAGGUUGAAGUCGUUGAACUCUGGGACUGAUAUCUCCAGUUUAGCAAAUGAAGUGAUCUCUAAAUGUAAGCUGAUUCAUCCUUCUAAACUACCAGAAGUAGAACAACUGCUCUACUAUCUACAGAACAGGUUGAAGUCGUUGAACUCUGGGACUGAUAUCUCCAGUUUAGCAAAUGAAGUGAUCUCUAAAUUCCCCCUACUCACAUGCAGGAAGCCGCCCUUUGGAAUUUUUCUUCCUCUCUCCCCUCUUAAAAGUUGCGCCCCUGAUCAUAGCUUUUUAUUUAGAUAUUCUCUUAUAGAGGCCGCUACAGAUCAUAGCUUUUUAUUUAGAUAUUCUCCUAUAGAGGCCGCUACAGAUCAUAGCUUUUUAUUUAGAUAUUCUCCUAUAGAGGCCGCUACAGAUCCGGAACAAAUUGCUAAUAUUAAUGAUUUAGAUGAAUAUAUUGAGCUCUUAUAUGAGGAUAUCCCGUCUAAAGUUAAAGGAGCAAACCUUAUCUUACAACUCUCAAGGAACCCUGAUAACCUGGAGGAAUUGUCUGAGAACGAAACCUUGUUGGGAGCACUCUCUAGGGUUCUAAGAGAGGAGUGGAAGACGAGCAUAGAUCUAACGACAAAUAUAAUUUAUACCUUCUUCUGCUUUUCAACAUUUUCACAAUUCCAUCCAAUCAUCAUGCAUAAUAAGGUAGGAAGCCAGGUACUGGAUAUUCUCCAGUUCGAGGUUACCCGGUAUACCCAGUACUCUACAGAGCUCUACAAGAAGACCAGAGCUCUAGAGAUGAAAUCCUCCAAAACUUCUGCAGAUCUGGACCAGGAGAAGGAGGAGUUCGAAAUAUUGGAGAGAAAGUUUCAAAACUUUGUUCUAAAGCAGGAACAGACUCUUAGAGUAUCUAUCUAUCUUCUUCUCAACCUUUCAGAAGAUAUAAAGGUUGAAGAGAAGAUGAAACGGCGCGGAGUAACAAAUCUUCUGGUUCAGCUCCUGAACAGAACUAAUGAAGAAUUACUUAUUCUUGUGAUUUCUUUCUUAAAGAAAUUAUCUCUCUAUGCGGAAAACAAGGACGCUAUGCUGGCCUCUUCUGUAAUUGAGAAGCUAAACCCUCUUCUCUCCUCCCAGAAUUCUGAUCUAAUCAAUGCUGCAGUUCGUCUUCUCCUGAACCUGUCCUUUGAUACUUCAGCUCGGGUUCAGAUGGUGAAAUCAGGACUAGUUCCUAGAUUAGUCUCACUACUGGAGGAUACAGGAAACCAGAAUCCUGUAUCAUGUGUCCUUUACCAUUUAUCCAUGGAUGAUAAGGUUAAAUCAAUGUUUACGUAUACAGAUGCUAUUCCAAGUUUGAUGAAGAUAAUUCUUCAAGCUCCGGAAGAUCAGGUAGAUCUGGAGAUUAUGGCUUUAGCUAUAAAUCUUGCAGCUAACAAGAGAAACGCUCAACUUAUCUGUGAAUCUAACGGUCUUAGGCUCCUGAUGCAACGUGCAUUCUCCUAUCAGGAUCCCUUGAUAAUCAAGAUGAUCAGGAAUAUUUCACAACACGACGGAGUUACCAAGAAUCUUUUCAUCGAGUUUAUAGGGAAUCUGACCUUGCCGGAUCUGGAUUUUACCAGGAUACUGAAGGAGUUUGAGAUGAUUGAUUGGAUGAAAAGUCGUCUAGUUCCAAACAUUGGAGAAGACGAUCUUCUUUUAGAAAUUGUCGUCUUUGUUGGAACAUGUGCUAGUGAUGAGUCCGCAGCAAUAUUUCUUUGUAAAUGCGAGGUUUUACCAGCUCUCAUAGAGCUGCUUAAAGCAAAGCAGGAGGAUGACGAGAUAGUACUCCAGGUUAUUUAUGUUUUCCACCAGCUGUGCAGUCAUAAAGACAGUAGAAAAUACGUUCUAGAGGAAACAGAGGGUAUCCCCUACCUACUAGACCUACUGCAUGAUAGGAAUCCAGAAGUUCAGAAAAUGUGUGACCAGACCCUUCAAAUGAUUGGCGAGGUGAGUCCUGAAUGGUCUGAAAGACUACUUGGAGAAAAGUUUAGGUUUCAUAAUGCCCAGUGGAUAGAGAUGGUUCAAUCCCAACAACUGGCAGAUAUUGCCAGUAUGUGUCAGGAUGAAGAUGAAGGAUUGCUAGGAGAGGAGGAUAUCCUGGAUAUAGAUAGAGCUGAGCUCCUGCUAGGCCAGGAUCUCGGGAUGGAUACUCUCAGUGAUGAUGAUGAUGAGGAGGAUGAUGGUGAUGAGGAUGAAGAAGGAUCUAAUACAACAGUUCGAUCUAGUAGACCCAUGUCGGCCUACAGAGGGGGUAGAUAAAUAGAUAAUUAUUAACAUAAAACCUACAAUGUCAUAUUUGUUAAAUAAACUAAAAUUAAAUUA